This is a messenger RNA of Malassezia vespertilionis, 4503 nucleotides long. RefSeq lists its product as uncharacterized. Gene Ontology annotation, molecular function: ABC-type peptide transporter activity; ATP hydrolysis activity; ATP binding. Gene Ontology annotation, biological process: transmembrane transport. Lineage: Eukaryota; Fungi; Basidiomycota; Malasseziomycetes; Malasseziales; Malasseziaceae. The coding region runs from base 1 to 4503 and encodes 1500 amino acids. The transcript has a single exon. Gene Ontology annotation, cellular component: fungal-type vacuole membrane; fungal-type vacuole. The record is from RefSeq and is a predicted model, not a curated record.
AUGCCACCGUGGACCAGCAGGGAUGUGCUCCAUGUAGGGCUCCCUGUGCUUGUCAUGCUGGUUACGAUGCUGAGCGUGGCCUGCCAGCGCGCAAUGCGGCGGGGUGUGCGGCGGGGUGUGCAGCAGGGAUUCGAUGCGCCAGUUGACGAGGUCCGGGGCAUGGAAAGUAGUGCGAUGGCGUAUGCAGCGGUGCAGGUAGUGCAAGAGUACGACCAGUAUGUGGCCCGUGUACGCCCAUUUGCUGCGCAGGCACGGCUGGAUCUUGUGCUUGCGUCGGCGCUGUGUACAUUGCACCUUGCCGGGAUGUGGCACAAUGCGCGUGGGGAGAUGGUGUGGCUUGUCUACUGGCUUUUCACGGCGCUCGUCGCGGCGCACACGCUUGUGGCACAAACGACACACCUGCUCUACAAACUAGUACUUACAAGUUUCUACUUGGUGGUGAUGCUCGCCGAUGUACGUACUGCGCUGCUUGCAGAUGCUGCGCCACUACGCACCGUGGUGCAGUGUGUGCUUGCCACGUUUCUCGAGGCAUCGUGUCUCUUUUGCAAGACUGUAUCGCCACUCCCAAGCAGUUUGGCGAGCCUCGCGCACACGCACGAAACUCUGCACGCUUCUGCGCCGCACAUCCGCGCGCCACUGAACUUGUAUGCGUCGCCAUUUUCGCGCGCCACCUAUCUGUUCAUGACUCCGUUUAUCUAUGCACAAUACUGGCAGCACACAGUGAUUGAGGCAGUUCCGCAGCUCCUGCCCAAGUUUCGCGCAGCAGUCAUUGCUGCAUGCACGCGAUCCGAGGACGUGCGUGUAGAGGCUGAGCGUGCGGCGCGCCAUGAGGCGCCCGAGACGCUCUUGCGCCGGAUGCUGCGCACGGCAUUUCCUCUCCUGGCCGCACAAUUCUGUUUCCAAUCGGCCCGCGUCGUGUUUCGCAUGGGCCCUAUUGUGCUUCUGUCCUACCUGCUUUCGUUCGCCCAGGAACGCGACGCGGCAAAGAGGAACGGCGCACCGGUGCCGCCUUUGCAAAAUGGCGUGCUCCUUGCCGCUGCCAUUUUUGUAGCGCAGUGCUGCGAAUUCGUCACUGAUGCAAACGGGCUGCAGACGGGGCGGCAAACGGCGAUGCAUUUGCGUACGUUGCUCGUGACCGAUAUUGUCAGCAAGAUCCUCCGUCGGCGCUUGCAUACUGCUGCUGCCGAGCACAACGCAGCGCUUAGUGAUGGACACAUUUCCAACUUGGUGGCCGUUGACGUGUUCAAGAUCGACUCGUUGGUCGCGAUGGUGCACCAACCGCUGGUGGAGUACCCAUUGACCAUCGUAUUCUGUAUCCUGCUCCUCUUCCGCACGCUUGGCGUCUCGGCCAUUGUAGGCCUUUCGCUCCUGCUCAUAUUCACGCCGCUCCAAACGCGUCUUUCGCGCGCCAUGGUACGCCUCCAAGAAGCCAUUCUCCACGCCACCGACGCUCGCUUGAAUUUGAUAAGCGAAGUGCUGGGAAGCAUCAAGACGGUGAAAUUCUUUGCGUGGGAGAAGCCGACCCUUGUUCGAUUGUUUGAGACGCGCGCCCAGGAGUUGAAAAUGUUGUACCGCGAUAACAUUGUGUCGGUACUGAGUAGCCUUAUUUUUGUGGGCACGCCCAUGAUCGUCACGCUUGUCACAUUUGGCAUGUAUACCAUGGUAUUGGGCCACACACUCACGCCCCAAAAAGCAUUUACUUCACUCGCUAUUUUUGCUACGCUGCGCAUGCCGCUCAGUGACUUUCCAGAGAUGCUGGUCACGACACUCAACGCGCUCGUUUCCGUGCGCCGCAUCAAUGCAUUCUUGCAGUCACCCGAAACGGACAAGUACGUGGGAGACACGGGCGGCGUAGAAAAUGGGCUGGGCUUCGAGCAUGCCUCGUUUACGUACAUGCCCGCGCCUGGCGCUCCGCCGCCGCGCUUCCAGCUGCACGACAUCACUUGCACGUUCCCUGUGGGCAAGAUUAGCAUUGUGGUGGGGCCGAUCGGUUCGGGCAAGACGUCUCUGCUGCUCGCAUUGCUCGGAGAGCUUGCGUGUACUGGCGGUAAGGUGCACAUGCCGCGCAGUCCAGCUCGCUCCUUGCUUCCAACGGAUCCCUGCACGGGUUUGCAGGAAUCGGUGGCGUAUUGCAGCCAAAGUGCAUGGCUGCUGGGCACGACCAUCCGCGAAAAUAUCCUGUUUGGGUCGCCAUUUGACGAGCAGCGGUACAUGGAAGUGCUGUAUGCCACCGCACUCUUUCCAGAUCUCGAUAUUCUCGAGUUCCUUGACGAGACGGAGGUGGGCGAAAAAGGUACUGCGCUCUCCGGCGGCCAAAAGGCGCGCGUUGCGCUCGCCCGCGCUUUGUAUUCUCGCGCCAAGCACAUUUUGGUGGAUGAUGCAUUAUCUGCCGUAGAUGCAGACACCGCACAGCACCUUGCCCAGCAUGCAUUUUGUGGAAGUAUCGCAGAAGGACGUACCAUCAUCCUGGUGACGCAUGCCGUGGCACUGAUGCGGCCAUUGGCGGAUAAUGUGAUUGUGAUGCACGAAGGACGUGCACGCGUCGCAAAAAGAUCGGAUGCUGCGCCAGGCAAGGCGCCGCACACGACCACCACCGUGGUAAAGGCCCAAGCAGGACUGCAUUGGACCGCAGCAAAAAAAGAGCAGCUCGCGAAAAAUGUGCACGCAAAUGCAGAGCGCACUCAUCGAGCCACGACGGGGCGGGACUUGUACAUGAUUUAUGUCCGCUCCGUCGCGCCAACAUGGACGCAGGCACUCUUGGUGUGGCUCUUUUUGCUGGGCCUCUAUGUCAUUGUUAGGGCUACAGACGUCAGCAGCAGUUCUUGGCUCAAAAAAUGGGUGAGUACGUACGCUGAGGGCGCCACAGGCAGCGACCAAACGCUCUAUUACUUGCUUGGUUAUAUUGGCAUGAUCGUGCUCCUCAUCUCCUUGUUUGGAUUGCGCGACUAUUUCCAGUUUCAGAUCGCGAUGCGCUCCUCCACGCGAUUGUAUUCUCAGGUGAUUAAGAGUAUCUUGUACGCAACGCCGCGCUUCUUUGAUACCACACCGGCGGGGCGGAUUUUGAACCGUCUUUCCAAGGAUGUGGAGACCAUCGACCAGGAAAUCACGCCUUCCUUGCGCAUGCUCACCGACGCAGUCGUGACGCUUGUUGCUAUCCUGGGCGUGAUUUGCUAUGCGACACCCCAAUUUCUCUACCUCGUCUCUUUUGUUGUCCUGAUUUACUAUGCGAUCGGUGCUCUGUAUCUUGGUUCGUCGCGUGAUUUGAAGCGCAUCGAGAGUGUGCAGCGCUCGCCGUUAUUUACCUUGCUUGGCGAGACGCUCUCGGGGACCGUCACGAUUCGUGCGUAUGGCGACUCGCAAAGGGUCAUUUUACAUUGCUUGGAGCUGCUGGAUAAUGCUAACCGCGCAUUUCUGUACCUAUGGUAUGAGAAUCGGUGGCUCAGCUUCCUUGUGGAUUGCAUGGGGGCUUUUGUGACGCUCACAACUUCGCUUCUCUUGCUGGUAACCGAUGCGGAUGCCGCACUCAUGGGUUUUACUCUGUCAUACUCCGUCUUGAUUGUGCAGACUAUUUUACGCAUUGUCCGCCGGUACACCAUGACUGAAAUAACGCUCAACUCGGUCGAGCGGAUGGAAGAAUACAUUCGCUUGCCGCUGGAAAACCAAGGUGGCGUGCAUCCUCCAGCGCAUUGGCCGACCGAUACGGGCUUGAUUGAAGUGAAGAAUUUGUGUGUUCGCUAUGCGCCGGAAUUUCCACUUGCGUUGGACCAUGUUUCGUUCGCCAUUCACCCAAGUGAGAAAGUAGGCAUUGUCGGUCGUACGGGGAGUGGCAAGUCUACCCUCUCGCUCUGCUUCUUUCGGUUCCUGGAAGCAGAGAAGGGUUCCAUUGUGAUUGACGGGAUCGACAUUGCUGCUGUCACGCUUGAAUCGCUGCGCAAACGUCUAACUAUUAUCCCGCAAGAAUCGCAGCUGUUUCAAGGUAGCGUGCGGAGUAACUUGGAUCCAUUUGCUGUUUACGAUGAUGGAGACAUGUGGUUUGUUUUGCAAAGCUGCCAAAUGGCACAAGGCACUUUUAGAGGCGCAUUUAUUCCCUCUGCGAACUCACUUGUCAAGUCGCUCGAUGAUCCUGUCGAGCAAGGUGGCACAAACUUCAGUGCCGGCCAGCGCCAGCUCUUGUCGUUGGCGCGCGGCAUGCUAAAAUUGCGUGAUAGCCGCAUCCUGAUUCUUGACGAGAGCACAGCAAAUCUUGACGCCGAGUCUGAUGCACGUAUUCAAAAGAUUCUCCGCGGAGAAAUGGCGCCGGGCUCGACUAUACUUACCAUCGCGCACAGACUGAAAACCAUUAUUGACUACGACAAGGUCCUUGUUCUGGACCGCGGCCGUAUUGCCGAGUACGAUUCGCCUGCAAAGCUUUUGCGUGACUCUACCACCAUGUUCUAUUCAUUGUGUCAACAAAGCGGCGACUUUGAUAUGUUGUACAAAAUGGCCUGCUCAAGUAUCCCGUAA